AUGGAUGGAAAUAUCUUGGAACUAGAGAACCUGCUGAUCCGUUUGAAAAAUUAGAUAAGAGCUCAAUAAAAAAUAUUUUGGAUGAUUAGACAAGCCUAUUUAAUAAAUAUAGAGUAGUUUAUUAUUUAAGAAAUCAUCCUGAAACUUAUUUUUAUAAAAUUGAUCAAUUAUCAAUAAGUAAUAAGCUUGUAUAACCAGAUGUAGAUUUAAAAUAUGUUAUAAUUUAGAUUUUUUCGGUAAUUGGUUAAGUUGGGGUGGCACCAAAAUCAACAUGA
Paramecium primaurelia is the source of this 275-nucleotide messenger RNA. NCBI's taxonomy places the organism in Eukaryota, Ciliophora, Oligohymenophorea, Peniculida, Parameciidae. The record is from the annotation of a GenBank genome assembly.